Messenger RNA from Phodopus roborovskii (desert hamster), 1679 nucleotides. It is a transcript of the gene Arl14ep, whose product is annotated as ADP ribosylation factor like GTPase 14 effector protein. Lineage: Eukaryota; Metazoa; Chordata; Mammalia; Rodentia; Cricetidae. Bases 164 to 994 code for a protein of 276 amino acids. The record is from RefSeq and is a predicted model, not a curated record. Gene Ontology annotation, cellular component: intracellular membrane-bounded organelle. The transcript has 5 exons.
CAGGCGGCAGUGUGGAACGCCGAGUCUGUCCUGAGCAGAUACGGUGCUUUCGGAGGCCCGCGGAGAUCAGGGGCAGCUAAGGUGGACGCCUGCACGGCUGUUGACCUACCAAAGAGAUUUCUAGACAAAAUAAAACAGGGGAAACAAACAAAAAAAAAGGAUAAUGGAUCCAUGUUCAGUUGGAGUCCAGCUUCGGACCACACAUGACUGCCAUAAAACCUUCUACACUCGGCACACAGGUUUCAAGACUUUGCAAGAGUUGUCAUCAAAUGAUAUGCUUUUACUUCAGCUUAGGACUGGAAUGACACUUUCUGGCAAUAAUACAAUUUGUUUACAUCAUGUAAAAAUUUAUAUUGACAGAUUUGAGGAGUUACAAAAGUCGUGUUGUGACCCAUUUAACAUACACAAAAAGCUAGCCAAAAAGAAUCUGCAUGUAAUAGACUUAGAUGAUGCCACGUUUCUGAGUGCAAAGUUUGGAAGACAGCUGGUACCUGGUUGGAAGCUUUGCCCAAAAUGUACCCAGAUCAUCAAUGGAAGUGUGGAUGUUGAUCCUGAUGACCGCCAGAGACGGAAACCCGAGGCAGAUGGAAGAACUGCUAAAGCUCUGAGGUCCCUGCAGUUCACAAACCCGGGAAAGCAAACAGAAUUUGCUCCAGAAAGUGGUAAAAGGGAGAAAAGGAAGCUCACCAAGAACUCGAGUGCUGGCUCUGACAGACAAAUUAUUCCAGCAAAGAGUAAAGUCUACGACAGCCAGGGUCUGCUCAUUUUCAGUGGCAUGGACCUCUGUGACUGCCUUGAUGAAGACUGCCUGGGAUGCUUCUACGCCUGCCCCACCUGUGGCUCUACCAAAUGUGGGGCUGAAUGCCGCUGCGACCGCAAGUGGCUGUAUGAGCAAAUAGAAAUUGAAGGCGGAGAAAUAAUCCAUAAUAAACAUGCUGGCAAAGCAUAUGGUCUAUUAUCUCCCUGUCACCCAUAUGAUAUUUUACAAAAGUGAUCACCCAAAUAACUGGCCAGCAAAGAUGAAAGCACAGCAAAGAAGUGAGCAGUGACCAUUCUGGAAGUAAAUUUGGAUCGGUCGUAAAUGGAAUUGUAGACAACGGAGUAUUGAUGCCAUUGCUGUUCUGGAGACAGACAUGCGUCAGAGGAACCUGGUGAUGGGAACUUGCCUACCUUGCUGAGGAAAGUGGCUGUGACGAAAGGAAGAUUGCCCCAAGAAAAGUGAUGCUUCACAUUCAAGGCUACUUAUUGUAAAUAGAUACUUCACAACAUUGGAAUGGUCAGAAAGGUUCCUAUUUAAUAUGUUAUUAACAAAAUGGGCAAACAAUAUUCAGACUAAUUUUGGGCAAUAGAAUACAACUUCAGUUCUUAAUACACACACUUUAAUUUUCUUAUCCGUUUAUUGCUGCAAGUUUUUGAUAUCUUGAUGGAGAUUUAAAGGUCAUAGAAAUUCUCAUCCUCUUGAUUAUUAGCAUUUCUUUGGUGUUGUGACCCCCUCACUUUAUGCAAAUAGUCCCAGGCCAUAGCUGGGAACAGGGCCUAUGACACAGAAAAUUGAUCUCCAUGCAACAGAGUAGUUGAAUGUUACUAGACUGUUUUGAAAAUAACCUAGAUACCUAAGUGCUAAAAUACAUUUCUUUCUUCCAACUAGAAAUGAACACAAAUGAUUGUUACACUGUCAG